AAAAUGUCUGUGAACCUGCUCGGUAAAUGCCAAACUCAUCUUUAGAUGGAAUCUCAGAGAUUUCCUUUGAGGAUGAUAAAGAUGACAGCUUCAUGUUACAAGAAGUAGAGAGAUAUAAAGAAAAAAUGGAUACAAAAUCAAAGUCUCAGUUAAGUAACUACAAGCAGAAUAACUUGUCUCCUGAGCCUAAGAUGGAUACUCUUCAGGCUGCCCAACAUGGUAGAAUUCAGGAACUACGAAGAGAUGCUUCAAGAAAGUCUAUUAACUCUUUGAACUCACGCAGUAUUUCUGGUAGAGCUUAUUCGAAUGAACCAGAACCUAAGUUUACCGAGAUCCAUAACAGAAGAGUGAAGAUAAACAAAGCUGAAGAAGGAUUGGUUUAUAAAUAAACAAAUAUUUGAGGAGGAAAAACAAAAAGAUAAAGUCCAAAAGCAGAAGGAGUUUGAAAAAUUUAGAGAUGCAGUUGAGAUGACCAACCUUGAAAAUGGCCAUUUUAUAUAUCCAGAUGAGUCUAAUGAGAGCUAUGGCUCAACCUUUGAUGAAGGCUCUAAUUUUACUAUCAAAGAAGUUAAAACCCAUGGAUCAAAGAUACUGUAUAGCCCUUCUGGGCAUAAAAGCAAAUUUUCAUAUUUCCAGAAGCACAAGAAGUCUACAGUCACACUUCCAAAAGGAAGGAGUACUGUAAAGUUCCCAAAUAUUUCUAAAUUUACUCGCAAAAUGUAAGUUCUAUUCUUUGCUGACUGAUUUUAUUCUUUUAG
This is a messenger RNA of Moneuplotes crassus, 758 nucleotides long. The record is from the annotation of a GenBank genome assembly. NCBI's taxonomy places the organism in Eukaryota, Ciliophora, Spirotrichea, Euplotida, Euplotidae.